This is a messenger RNA of Colletotrichum fioriniae, 567 nucleotides long. The record is from RefSeq and is a predicted model, not a curated record. Lineage: Eukaryota; Fungi; Ascomycota; Sordariomycetes; Glomerellales; Glomerellaceae.
AUGUUUUACAUUUUCCGUGGUGUUGCGGGCAUCGGCGGAGGCGGUAUCACGAAUCUCGCCAUGAUCAUUGUCUCUGACGUUGUUACUUUGGAGCAAAGAGGUAAAUACCAAGGAAUCUUGGGCUCAAUGGUUGGUUUGGGAAAUGUCCUCGGGCCAUUUCUUGCUGCAGCCUUUGUUGAGAGGGCAACGUGGAGAGCGUUCUUUUGGAUGCUCUCACCACUUGGUGUUAUUGUCGGUGUUAUCUCAUACUUCUUCCUGCCAUCUAAGCCUCCGGAUGACGACUUUAUGAAAAGUGUCAAGAAGAUCGACUAUGCAGGCUCAUUCACCUCGUCGGCCGGCGUUAUCUUGCUGCUUAUUCCUAUAUCUGGAGCGUACCAGGGAUACCUCUACUACAUCCCGCUGUAUCUACAGAACGCUCAUCAGUUCUCUGUCAUUCAUUCAGCGGGGAUCUACGUCUCCCUUGUCGUCUGUCAAUCCGUAUUCUCCAUCAUUUCGGGACAGUACAUAUCGAGAACUCAGCGCUAUGGAGAAGUCAUCUGGGCAGGCUUUGGCCUCUGGACACUGUAA